Meleagris gallopavo (turkey) is the source of this 1549-nucleotide messenger RNA. The record is from RefSeq and is a predicted model, not a curated record. Lineage: Eukaryota; Metazoa; Chordata; Aves; Galliformes; Phasianidae.
UGAAGAACUCAUGACAUGUGUUCUGUUUCUAUUUCAGGCCAAGAACAUCCUAAUAGCCUGCGGCACAAGUACAACUUUAUAGCAGAUGUGGUGGAGAAGAUCGCUCCUGCUGUGGUUCACAUCGAGUUAUUCCGCAAACUUCCUUACUCCAAGAGGGAGAUCCCUGUUGCCAGUGGCUCGGGCUUCAUCGUCUCGGAGGAUGGGCUGAUAGUGACCAACGCACACGUGGUCACCAACAAGAACAGGGUGAAGGUGGAGCUGAAGAACGGGGAAACAUACGAAGCUAAAAUUAAAGACGUUGAUGAGAAAGCUGACAUUGCACUAAUUAAAAUAGAUGCUCAGGGUAAAUUGCCAGUCCUUCUGCUUGGUCAGUCUGGAGACUUGAGGCCAGGAGAGUUUGUGGUUGCCAUUGGAAGUCCAUUUUCGCUCCAAAACACAGUGACAACAGGGAUUGUCAGCACCACACAGCGCGGAGGGAAGGAGCUGGGGCUCCGCAACUCCGAUAUGGACUACAUUCAGACGGAUGCCAUCAUCAAUUAUGGAAACUCCGGAGGACCCUUAGUAAACCUGGAUGGUGAAGUCAUUGGAAUUAACACACUGAAAGUUACGGCUGGGAUCUCAUUUGCUAUUCCAUCUGAUAAAAUCAAGAAAUUCCUAACUGAAUCCCAUGACAGACAAGCUAAAGGAAAAGCUAUAACCAAAAAGAAAUACAUUGGCAUACGAAUGAUGUCACUAACUCCUAGCAAAGCUAGAGAGCUGAAAGAUCGCCAUAAAGACUUUCCUGACGUUGUCUCUGGGGCCUAUGUUAUUGAUGUAAUUCCAGAAACACCAGCUGAAGCUGGUGGCCUGAAGGACAAUGAUGUGAUUAUAAGCAUCAAUGGACAGUCGAUAACUUCAGCCUCUGAUGUCAGUGACAUUAUUAAAAAGGACAGUACUUUGAACAUGGUUGUUCGCAGGGGUAACGAAGAUGUUAUGUUAACAGUAAUUCCUGAAGAAAUUGAUCCCUAACCAGAAACAUGAGCUGGAUUUCAUGUUUUCUUUUAACAGCAUUGGACUGCUUAUAUUCUCUCUGUGCUGGUACAGGAAACGUUAGACUUCUGACCAACGUUCUGCUUCUUCAGCGGAUUAGUAUUGGCCAACAGAAUAACUUCUAAUAGGUUUAAGGUGCAAAGAUCCGUGUAAUUUCACAUACUCCAGACGAUAAUUUUUCCUUCUGUAUUAUAUAUGCAAUGUAUUCUUUACUGGCUAUUACAUUCCCCGCUUAACAAAUCGACAUUUGCUUCCCUGUGUUGAAUAGAUUUACCAUUAUUUCCACUAAGAUUUAAACAAAACCCACGCACGCAGUGUGUGCUGUGGUAUUCAGGUAUUUAUAGGUUAGCUGUGUUUUAACUGGAAAUGCCAUUGUAAAGGAGUAGUUGGUUUAAAGUAAAACACAACUGGGUAAAAAGUUUGGUUUAUAAACACAGAUAUCCCAACCGAAAUAACCCCUUGAGAGCAGGAUUUUAAUAUUAUGAUAUUUUCCUAGUGUUAUUAAAAGACUUCAACAGUA